Phacochoerus africanus (Common warthog) is the source of this 2152-nucleotide messenger RNA. RefSeq names its product TATA-box binding protein (gene TBP). The record is from RefSeq and is a predicted model, not a curated record. Gene Ontology annotation, biological process: DNA-templated transcription initiation. Gene Ontology annotation, molecular function: RNA polymerase II general transcription initiation factor activity; DNA binding. Bases 330 to 1316 code for a protein of 328 amino acids. Lineage: Eukaryota; Metazoa; Chordata; Mammalia; Artiodactyla; Suidae. The transcript has 9 exons.
UUGUCAACGCGCGCCAGGAGUUCUGUAGGGUCGGAAAGGGUCGCCGUGGCGGGCGCCUGGGCUUCCUGCAGGUUAACUUCUUUUUCGCCUGCCGGUAGUAGUCUGUGCAGUGACUCCAGUUGGCAGUUUUGCAUGCAGUCACGGGAAAUGUGGAAGGAGAAGGAUUUCAGCUUUAUAAGCAUCACUCUUUCUUGCUGUGCAUGAAGAUAACCCAGGGAGUUGAGGACACUGCUGAGAAGAGUGUACUGGGGAUGCUCCAGGAAAAGACUGAAUGCUGAGGCGAUUUCCAGUCCAAAAGUUUUUGAUUUGCCAGGAAGAAAGUGAACAUCAUGGAUCAGAACAAUAGCCUUCCACCUUACGCUCAGGGCCUGGCUUCCCCUCAGGGUGCCAUGACUCCUGGAAUCCCAAUCUUUAGUCCAAUGAUGCCUUAUGGCACAGGACUGACUCCACAGCCUAUUCAAAACACCAACAGUCUAUCCAUUUUGGAGGAGCAGCAAAGGCAGCAGCAGCAGCAGCAACAGCAGCAACAGCAGCAGCAGCAGCAACAGCAGCAGCAGCAGCAGCAGCAGCAGCAACAGCAGCAGGCAACAGUGGCAGCCGUCCAGCAGUCGACGUCCCAGCAGGCGACCCAGGCGGCCUCGGGCCAGACGCCACAGCUCUUCCACUCACAGACUCUUACGACUGCACCCUUGCCUGGCACCACUCCCCUGUAUCCCUCCCCCAUGACCCCCAUGACCCCCAUCACCCCUGCCACGCCAGCAUCGGAGAGCUCUGGGAUUGUGCCACAGCUGCAAAAUAUUGUAUCCACAGUGAAUCUUGGUUGUAAACUUGACCUAAAGACCAUUGCACUUCGUGCCCGAAAUGCUGAAUAUAAUCCCAAGCGAUUUGCUGCUGUAAUCAUGAGAAUAAGAGAACCCCGGACCACCGCACUGAUAUUCAGCUCUGGGAAAAUGGUGUGCACGGGAGCCAAGAGUGAAGAACAGUCCAGACUAGCAGCAAGAAAAUAUGCCAGGGUUGUACAGAAGUUGGGUUUUCCAGCUAAAUUCUUGGACUUCAAGAUUCAGAACAUGGUGGGGAGCUGUGAUGUGAAGUUCCCUAUAAGGUUAGAAGGCCUUGUGCUUACCCAUCAACAGUUCAGUAGUUAUGAGCCAGAGUUGUUUCCUGGUUUAAUCUACAGAAUGAUCAAACCGAGAAUUGUCCUCCUUAUUUUUGUCUCUGGAAAAGUUGUAUUAACAGGUGCUAAAGUCAGAGCAGAAAUUUACGAAGCGUUUGAGAACAUCUACCCUAUCCUAAAGGGUUUCAGGAAGACGACGUAAUGGCCGUCAUGUACUCCUGCCUCCCCCACCACUUGUUUUUUUUAGAACAAAUCAGUUUUUGGUACAUUUAAUGGUGGUGUUGUGGACGGCCCUGUGUGGUGCAAGGAUGGAUGUUCGGUUUAGGUUGCAGCACCAGGUGAAGCUCCUGCACGCGAACCCCACAGGGGUGCCCGUUUCUGCACAGAGAACUCCGGAGCGUUCCUGUAAGUUGCUCGUACUGUGCUGCUAUUCGGGCAGCGCUGCCCGGUUAAUUUAUAUUUAGAUUUUAAACACUUACUGCUGUUGACAAGUUGGUUUAAGGGACAAAACAUUAAGUGUUAAAGCCACCUCAACAAUUGAUUGGACUUUUUUGUUUAAUUUCUUCCCCAUAAACCACAUUUUUUAUAUUUCUACCAGAAAAGUAAAAAUCUUUUUUAAAAGUAUUGUUUUCUAAUUUGUAACUCCCAGGGGUUAUUUUUGUGCCAGACACAUUCCGCGUUUUCAGUAUUGCAGGACAGAAUAGAAAUGUAUUAAUGAAAACAAAUGGCUGUACAUAUUUUUCUUCCUUCAGAGUACUCUGUACAAUAAAUGCUGUUUAUAAAAGUGUUAGAUGUUAUAAAUGAAACCUUGUAAGAUUCAUGUGAUCAUACUGUUUAAAAAAGUUGUAUUUUAGAUAUAAUGCCUGAAACCAUUUCAGUGUGUCUGCUGCUUGUUGUUUCAGUCAGCAUUUCAUUGUAUGUUGCAAUGCAAAUGACCUGCCUGAAAACUGGAAGCUGCUCAUGGAACACGUAUUUGUUACUAUGUCCCAUAUAUUGAGCACCUCCCAGUUCCCAAAUACAUUGCCUGAAUUCUCACAA